This is a messenger RNA of Nomascus leucogenys (northern white-cheeked gibbon), 2592 nucleotides long. RefSeq names its product mesothelin. The record is from RefSeq and is a predicted model, not a curated record. The coding region runs from base 580 to 2463 and encodes 627 amino acids. NCBI's taxonomy places the organism in Eukaryota, Metazoa, Chordata, Mammalia, Primates, Hylobatidae. The transcript has 16 exons. Gene Ontology annotation, cellular component: cell surface. Gene Ontology annotation, biological process: cell-matrix adhesion.
GCAAGUGGGCUCAGAGAGGCCAAGUGGCCCAAAAAGACGCUAGUGGGUGGGAAGGGGCGGCGGCCUCUGUGCCUGCAGCGCCCCUCUUGCCCCAAGGGUGUUGUCUGCCUGGCAGGGUCUGCUGCAGCUGAGGGCGGGGGAGAAGGGAGGGAGCCACGUCCAGGCGAGGGGGCUGGUGGACACAACCCCAGCAGGACCUGCUUGUCCUCCUGUGAGAGAGUGGGGAGACUCAGGCCAGCCCGCGCGGGCGGCGGCCCAGGCUGCUUGAUCUAAGCUCUGCUGACACUGCCCUGCCCUUUCGGGAGAGGGGUGGGCGCCAACUGACGCCUGGGCUGUGUGGACUGGGGACCGGGAUCUCAGACCCAGCCCCUCCCCUGGACAGGAGGAGCCAGUCGGGGAGACAGAGGGCUUGGUGGCUGGAGGGCAGGGCCAGGGUGCGGACGCAAGCUGCAGGUGCCACAGAAGUUUGCCCUGGGAGCCCCUCCUGGGCCCACGUGGCCCCAGGCUGGCACAGGACAGAGGUGUGGGGUGAGAGCAGGGAGUCCCAUCCUGAGUCAUUGCCCUCCACAGACGCAGACCAUGGCGUUGCUAACGGCUCGAUCCCUGUUGGGGUCCUGUGGGACCCCCGCCCUCAGCAGCCUCCUGUUGCUGCUCUUCAGCCUCGGAUGGGUACAGCCCUCGAGGGCCCUGGCUGGAGAGACAGGGCAGGCCCUGUGCCCCCAGGAGGCUGCGCCCCUGGACGGAGUCCUGGCCAACGCACCUAACAUUGCCAGCCUCUCGCCACGCCAACUCCUUGGCUUCCGGUGUGCGGAGGUGUCUGGCCUGAGCACGGAGCGUGUCCAGGAGCUGGCUGUGGCCUUGGGACAGAAGAACGUCAAGCUCUCAGCAGAGCAGCUGCGCUGUCUGGCUCACCGGCUCUCCGAGCCCCCCAAGGACCUGGACGCCCUCCCGUUGGACCUGCUGCUAUUCCUCAACCCAGACGCGUUCUCGGGGCCCCGGGCCUGCACCCGUUUCUUCUCCCGCGUAACGAGGGCCAACGUGGACCUGCUUCCUCGGGAGGCUCCUGAGCGACAGCGGCUGCUGGCUGCGGCUCUGGCCUGCCGGGGCGUGCGGGGGUCUCUGCUGAGCGAGGCUGAUGUGCAGGCUCUGGGAGGCCUGGCUUGCGACCUGCCUGGGCGCUUUGUGGCUGAGUCGGCAGAAGUGGUGCUACCCCGGCUGGCGCGCUGCCUGGGACCCCUAGACCAGGACCAGCAGGAGGCAGCCAGGGCGGCUCUGCAGGGCGGAGGACCCCCCUACGGCCCGCCGUCGACGUGGUCUGUCUCCACCCUGGACGCUCUGCAGGGCCUGCUGCCCGUGCUGGGCCGGCCCAUCAUCCGCAGCAUCCCGCAGGGCAUGGUGGCCGCGUGGCGGCAACGCUCCUCUUGGGACCCAUCCUGGCGGCAGCCUGAACAGACUGUCCUUCGGCCGAGGUUCCGGCGGGACGUAGAGAGGACAGCCUGUCCCCCAGGCAAGGAGGCCCACGAGAUAAACGAGAACCUCAUCUUCUACAAGAAGUGGGAGCUGGAAGCCUGCGUGGAUGCAGCCCUGCUGGCCGCCCAGAUGGACCACGUGAACGCCAUCCCCUUCACCUACGAGCAGCUGGAUGUCCUGAAGCAUAAACUGGAUGAGCUCUACCCACAAGGUUACCCCGAGUCUGUGAUCCAGCACCUGGACCACCUCUUCCUUAAGAUGAGCCCUGAGGACAUUCGCAAGUGGAAUGUGACGUCCCUGGAGACCCUGAAGGCAUUGCUUGAAGUCAGCAAAGGGCACAAAAUGAGUGCUCAGGUGGCCACCGUGAUUGACCGCUUUGUGAUGGGAAGGGGCCAGCUAGACAAAGACACCCUAGACACCCUGCCCGCCUUCUACCCCGGGUACCUAUGCUCCCUCAGCCCUGAGCAGCUGAGCUCCGUGCCCCCCAGCAUCAUCUGGGCGAUCAGGCCCCAGGACCUGGACACGUGUGGCCCGAGGCAGCUGGACGUCCUCUAUCCCAAGGCCCGCCUUGCUUUCCAGAACAUGAAUGGGUCGGAAUACUUCGUGAAGAUCCAGUCCUUCCUGGGUGGGGCCCCCACGGAGGAUUUGAAGGCUCUCAGUCAGCAGAAUGCGAGCAUGGACUUGGCCACGUUCAUGAAGCUGCGGACAGAUGCGGUGCUGCCGUUGACCGUGGCUGAGGUGCAGAAGCUUCUGGGACCCCACGUGGAGGGCCUGAAGGCGGAGGAGCGGCACAGCCCUGUGCGGGACUGGAUCCUAGGGCAGCGGCAGGACGACCUGGACGCGCUGGGGCUGGGGCUACAGGGCGGCAUCCCCAACGGCUACCUGGUCCUAGACGUCAGCGUGCGAGAGGCCCUCUCGGGGACGCCCUGCCUCCUAGGACCUGCACCUGUUCUCACCGUCCUGGCCCUGCUCCUGGCCUCCACCCUGGCCUGAGGGCCCCACUCCCUUGCUGGCCCCAGCCCUGCUGGGGAUCCCCGCCUGGCCAGGAGCAGGCAUGGGUGGUGCCUGUUCCACCCCAAGAGAACUCGUGCUCAGUAAACGGGAACAUGCCCCCUGCAGACA